Molecule: messenger RNA, 4197 nt
Organism: Cercospora beticola
Lineage: Eukaryota; Fungi; Ascomycota; Dothideomycetes; Mycosphaerellales; Mycosphaerellaceae
Biological process (GO): spliceosomal complex disassembly
Cellular component (GO): intracellular anatomical structure; catalytic step 2 spliceosome
Molecular function (GO): RNA helicase activity; RNA binding; ATP binding
Source: RefSeq, a predicted model, not a curated record
AUUUGCCGCCGAUCGCGUAAACGGCGCCAUGGACGAUUUGGAGCAGUUGGAAAUACUCUCGCUGGUGAGCCGAAUCACCAGCGAGAUCAACAACCACAUGGGCGUCUCCGACAAAACGAUUUCCGAGUUCGUCAUGGCAGAGCACGCGAAAUGUGCAAAUCAGUCGGCCUUUCGAGAAAAGAUGGCAGACUUCGACUUUCCCGAAUCGCUGGCCGAUAGCAUAGAUCGCUUGAUCCGGACCAUGCAUCCACGCUUCAAGAACGCAUCGCAUUCCAAUGGAGGGAACGAUGCGACGGAGAAGCCUGCGGACAAGAUCCAAAAGUUCAAAGGUCUUGCUAUCGCCGAUACCGCGCCUGUCGUCGAUGACUUGGACGACACAUUUGCCGCUCUUGAGUCGCUCGCGGGCCCACCAAAGACAAACGGCCGAAAACGAAGCGUGUCUCCGGUACGAUACGAUGACGAGAAGCCUUCGAAACGCCACAGACGCUCCCGGUCACGGUCGCGAGAGAAGAAGCGCAAUGACGAAUACCUUUUCGAAGACGAGUUCGGCCGCACACGAGCACAUCGACCAGAUCGAGACGACCGAAAGAGACAUCGACGAGAUUCUCGAGAGCGGGGCAGGAGGAAAGAGCCGCAGCUUGACGAUGAACCUGUGCUGUUCAAGAUCUACGAUGGAAGAGUGACAGGUGUGAAGGACUUUGGCGUUUUUGUCAAUCUCUACGGCGUGAAAGGCAAGGUGGAUGGCUUGGUCCAUAUCUCUGCUAUGUCGGAUCAAAAGGUCAAUCACCCGAGUGACUUGGUAGAGCGUAAUCAAGAGGUCAAGGUGAAGGUCAUGAAGGUACAGGAUAAGCGAAUCAGUCUGAGCAUGGCGGAGGUGGAUCAGGAGACUGGAGAAGAUCUCGCGCCAGGGAGGAAGGUGCAGACUGGCGCAACAGGCGCGAAUUCUAUGGGUCUAGGCGGAGCCACGAAUUUUGACAGUCUCAAAUCUGCGGUGCCGGUCAUUGAGACUGGAGCAGCUGGAAAGCGACAACGAAAACGAAUGACGAGCCCGGAACGAUGGGAGAUCCGGCAAUUGAUAGCUUCAGGAGUGAUCAAGGCUAGUGAUUAUCCGGACCUGGACGAAGACUAUAACGCAGCCAUGAAUGGCGAACAGAUAGAAGAGGAGGAAGAUGUUGAUAUCGAGGUUCGUGAGGACGAGCCGCCUUUCUUGGCCGGCCAAACGAAGCAAUCUCUAGAAUUGUCUCCAAUUCGUGUCAUCAAAGCUCCAGACGGCAGUAUGAACAGGGCUGCGAUGCAGGGAGACGUGCUCGCUAAAGAGCGACGGGAUAUGAGACAGCAGGAAGCACAGGACAAAGCCAAAGCAGAAGCAGCGAAGACUGAUCUCAAUCAGGAAUGGAAUGAUCCUAUGGUCGCGCCUGGAGAGCGUAGGUUCGCUAGCGAUUUACGACAGGCUAAGACUGGUAACGGUGAAGUGCCGGAGUGGAAGAAGAUCGCCACUGGUCGAGGUGCUGAGAUGGGAAAGAGAACGAACAUGUCCAUCAAGGAGCAACGAGAAUCUCUGCCUGCUUACAAAAUGCGGAAGCAGUUCUUGGACGCUGUCCGGCAAUAUCAGCUUAUGAUUGUAGUCGGAGACACUGGGUCUGGAAAGACAACUCAGCUUACGCAAUACCUCGCUGAGGAUGGCUUUGCACACGACGGUAUGAUUGGUUGCACGCAGCCUCGUCGUGUCGCAGCUAUGUCUGUCGCAGCCAGAGUGGCAGACGAAGUAGGAUGCAGACUUGGCGAGGAGGUUGGCUACACGAUCCGAUUCGAGGACAAGACCAAUGAGAACACAAAGAUCAAAUACAUGACAGACGGUAUCAUGCAGCGUGAGAUUCUGCUGGAUCCGGAACUCAAUAAGUACAGCGUGAUCAUGCUUGAUGAAGCUCACGAGCGCACUAUCGCCACCGACGUGCUCUUCGGCCUCCUCAAGAAGACCUUGAAGAAGCGCCCAGACAUGAAGCUCAUUGUCACUUCUGCGACACUGGACGCUGAGAAGUUCUCUACAUAUUUCAACGAAUGCCCGAUCUUGACAAUUCCGGGCAGAACAUUCCCAGUAGAGAUCAUGUACAGUCGGGAGCCGGAGAGCGAUUAUCUGGAUGCAGCUUUGACGACUGUGAUGCAGAUUCAUCUCACUGAGAAGCCUGGUGACAUACUGUUGUUCUUAACUGGCAAAGAAGAGAUCGACACCAGUUGCGAGAUCUUGUUCGAGCGCAUGAAAGCACUUGGGCCUUCUGUGCCCGAGCUCGUCAUCCUGCCCAUCUACGGUGCAUUGCCAUCUGAGAUUGCUUCCAAGAUCUUUGAGCCACCUCCUCCUGGUGGUAGGAAGGUGGUCAUCGCCACGAACAUUGCAGAGACAAGUAUCACAAUCGACGGCAUCUAUUUCGUUAUCGAUCCUGGUUUUGUGAAACAGACUGCGUAUGAUGCGAAGCUUGGAAUGGACCGUCUCCAAGUCACACCUAUCUCUCAGGCCCAGGCUAAGCAGCGUGCUGGACGCGCAGGGCGUACAGGUCCUGGAAAGUGCUUCCGGCUGUACACCGAGUCUGCGUUCCAGAACGAGAUGCUGCCUACGACGAUACCAGAAAUUCAACGACAGAACCUGUCCAACACAAUUCUCAUGCUCAAGGCCAUGGGAAUCAAUGAUCUGCUUGGAUUCGACUUCAUGGAUCCACCUCCUACGAAUACCAUGUUAACAGCUCUCGAAGAGUUGUACGCACUUGGGGCGCUUGAUGACGAAGGCCUCUUGACUCGUCUCGGCCGUCGUAUGGCUGAUUUCCCAAUGGAUCCAGCUCUUGGAAAAGCUUUGAUCACGUCUGUUGACCUUGGCUGUUCCGACGAGAUGCUUUCCAUUGUCGCACUCAUUUCUGCCGUUCAGACAGUUUUCCAUCGACCAAAAGAAAAGCAGCAACAGGCGGACCAGAAGAAAGCGCGCUUUCACGAUCCGGCAGGCGACCAUCUCACCUUGCUUAACGUGUACAACGGAUGGAAAGCAGCAGGCAAGAGUGAUCCGUGGUGCUUCGAGAAUUUCAUUCAGCCGCGUAACAUCAAACGUGCGGAGGAUGUCAGAAAGCAGCUGGUUCAGAUCCUGGACCGUCAUCGCCUCAAGAUCAUAUCUUGCGGUCGGGAUACCACUCGUGUGAGGCAAGCACUGUGCGCCGGCUUCUUCCGCAACUCCGCACGCAAAGAUCCUCAAGAAGGGUACAAGACGCUUGUCGAAGGCACUCCUGUCUAUAUGCAUCCUGCAAGCGCUUUGUUCGGCAAGCACGCGGAGCAUGUGAUCUACCAUUCGCUUGUGGAGACCACAAGAGAGUACAUGCACAACGUGACUGCCAUUGAACCCAAAUGGCUCGUUGAAGCAGCUCCUACAUUCUUCAAGGUCGCAGGAAAAGAUGGUGGCGGGUUGAGCAAGCGCCAACGUGCCGAGAGGAUCCAGCCAUUGCAUAACAAGUUUGCUGGCGAGGAUGAUUGGCGGUUGAGCGCACAGAGACGACAAGGGCGAGGUGGUGGUGGCACUUGGGGCUAACAUGAUACGCCUGGUGUCUGCAUAUAUGAUGAAACAAGUGUGCUUCGCGGCAGUAACUGAAGUACAACUCCUGUUCCGCAGAGCUACAACAUUCGACGAUCCCACUAUAUCUGCAGAGGAUCGAUCUUCUGAGCCGGCACAGCUGCAGCAGUGGCGGACCGGCCGCAACCGCCUAUGGGUGCGGUACCUUUUUAGCUUUCACAUGAAUGUCCCCCCUUCAGCAAAUCUGCAUACCCCUCCUCGACUGCUCAUGCCAAGCUGCCAGAUCAUGCGUCGAAGUGAUGUUCAAAUGCACAUGCCCAGUUGCUGCCGUGUCACAUCACCCGAAAACGGCCAAGCGUCGGAUGCAUGCACGAGCUCCGCAUCUGCUAUGGGAUACUGCAGAGUCUGAUCUUGGAAGCGAUCAACAUUGAAAGACUUACACUGCAGAAAAGCUCUCUCGUAUCUGCUGUACCUCCAUCUGCAACUGAGCUCGCUCGAGCGCUCCUUCUCGAUCUGUAUGAGAUGAUAUAAGAUCACUUUUGACGUCUGGCAAGCCGCUACUUCUUGAUUCUUCUUUCCGCAACAGACAAACACCACUCAACACACUCACCACCACCACCACCACUCAUCUGAAUCACAGCUUCCCUUUAAUA